Messenger RNA from Melanotaenia boesemani (Boeseman's rainbowfish), 2305 nucleotides. It is a transcript of the gene chrna3, whose product is annotated as cholinergic receptor, nicotinic, alpha 3. The coding region runs from base 79 to 1830 and encodes 583 amino acids. The record is from RefSeq and is a predicted model, not a curated record. The transcript is spliced from 5 exons. Gene Ontology annotation, biological process: chemical synaptic transmission; nervous system process; signal transduction. Gene Ontology annotation, molecular function: transmembrane signaling receptor activity; acetylcholine-gated monoatomic cation-selective channel activity. NCBI's taxonomy places the organism in Eukaryota, Metazoa, Chordata, Actinopteri, Atheriniformes, Melanotaeniidae. Gene Ontology annotation, cellular component: neuron projection; synapse; postsynaptic membrane.
AAUCAACAGAAGAAUGCUUUCCUAUAGCUUUGGGUUGCAAUUCAUCAGCGAGACUUCUUGUAUCCACAAUAGUGCCAGAUGUUAAUUUUAGCACAAAACUUAAGAAAACAGCACCAAUUCCAGAAAAAAAGGUCAAAUCUGGAGUUCUGCCAUCUGAACAAUAGAGCAGUGAAUGAUGCAUGUCUGACAUUUUGCUUUGGUGCAGGGGGCACAUGUUCAGAAGCAGAGCAUAAGCUCUUCUCUGUGAUAUUCUCCAACUACAAUCAGUACAUACGACCAGUGGAAAAUGUAUCUGAUCCAGUCAUUGUGCAGUUUGAGGUGUCCAUGUCACAGCUGGUCAAAGUGGACGAAGUCAAUCAGAUCAUGGAGACCAAUCUGUGGCUCAGACAUAUUUGGAAUGACUAUAAACUCAAAUGGAACCCCAAAGAUUUUGGAGGCGUUGAGUUUAUCCGAGUACCAUCCAACAGGAUAUGGAAACCAGACAUCGUCUUGUACAACAAUGCAGUGGGAGAUUUCCAGGUUGAUGAUAAAACAAAGGCUCUGCUCCGCUACAAUGGUGAUGUUACUUGGAUUCCUCCUGCAAUAUUCAAGAGUUCCUGCAAGAUUGAUGUCACAUACUUUCCCUUUGACUACCAGAACUGUACAAUGAAGUUUGGAUCCUGGACCUAUGAUAAGGCCAAGAUUGAUCUCGUUCUUAUUGGCUCAACUAUCAACCUCAAGGACUUCUGGGAGAGCGGCGAGUGGAUGAUAAUCGAUGCUCCUGGCUACAAACACGACAUUAAGUACAACUGCUGCGAGGAGAUCUACACAGAUAUCACAUACUCAUUGUACAUCCGCCGUCUGCCUCUUUUCUACACUAUCAACAUGAUCAUCCCCUGCCUCCUCAUCUCCUUCCUCACAGUGCUGGUCUUCUAUCUGCCCUCUGACUGUGGUGAAAAAGUCACUUUGUGCAUCUCUGUGCUGCUGUCCUUGACUGUCUUCCUCCUCGUCAUAACAGAGACCAUCCCUUCUACCUCUCUAGUCAUUCCAUUGAUAGGUGAAUACCUGCUCUUCACCAUGAUUUUUGUCACGCUCUCUAUUGUCAUUACUGUCUUUGUGUUGAAUGUCCACUACCGCACACCAAAGACACACACCAUGCCCUGCUGGGUGCGGAGUGUGUUCCUGGGACUGCUGCCCAGAGUGAUGUUCAUGACCAGACCAGAAAAGGACCCAGAAAACGCAAAUGUGGCUGGCAGUAUUCAAACGAUGCAUUCAAGACCCUGCGCUGUUCAUUCGUCAGGUACUUUGCAAAAGCAUCACAAGCCGCAGGCUCUGCCCUCCAGCGUUGUCUCAAGCCUCACAAACCGGCAGCACCUUUUUAACAACACAGAGCUCUCCAAUCUUAAUAAUUUGAGUGGAGAGUCAAACAAAGGUGCUGGCUCUGGGUUCCUGUGCUGCGAAGGCCGUUGCAACUGCUGCUGGCAAAAGAGAUCCGGCAAACUGCCUUCAGACUCCGGAGGAGGGAGUGGUGGACUGGGCAGCCUGGGGACCCUGACGGGAGGCAGUGCUGUUGGGGUAGGAGGGGACAGUCAGUGCUCCAGCUCAGAGUCUCUGGAUGGAGGAAUUCUAUCCCUUUUACCACUAUCCCCGGAGGUCAGGGAGGCCAUUGAGAGUGUUAAAUACAUAGCAGAAAACAUGAGACUCCAGAAUGAAGCAAAGGAGGUUCAGGAUGACUGGAAGUACGUUGCUAUGGUUAUUGACAGGAUCUUCCUGUGGGUUUUUGUCCUCGUGUGUAUCCUGGGAACAGCUGGCCUCUUCCUGCAGCCGCUGUUACUCGGGGAGGAUAUUUGAACCGUUUCAUAAAAUCAUACUGCAGAGUGCUAAAAUGCACUUUACCAGUUAAAUAAAGCUUCUGGGUAUGGUUCAGAGAAAAUGGAUUCUGAGAAUAUAAAGUCAAGAAGAAAAAAGUGACCAUUGUUUAAUGUUUUCUUUUUUAAAAUACUUUGUUUGUUUGUUGUAAUUGUUUUAAAGACUCCAGAGAAAAGAGAAUAAAGCUGACAAAAACUGAAAAUUGUUUGCUUCCUUUCCACCUGCUCUCCAACCUACCAGAGAAUCAGGUGAUUGGAUCAUUCAGAUGGGAAGCCUCUACCACCAGGAAGCAUUAGUAAGUCAAACUGGACAUGUAGCAUCAGAGGUGUUUGACAGGAUAUGACAGGCGCGAUGUAAGAUAAACUGUGUUUUAGUCUCUUAAAACAACUCUUUGACCUUUUGUAUGUAUCCACUUAAGCUCUACCAGUGUUGUUCAAGUUUAUACAUGUCAGCUGUU